AUGUCAAUGCGGGCGAAUGUGUCGUUACACAUCGUAAUAAAUACCGAUACAUUGUCUACGGUAUCAAUCAGUCUUACAUUUUGCAAACGUACUGCAGUAUUCUUCUGUACUAAUCAAUUCAAAGUUUAGUAUCUCUACAAUGGCUCGUACUUGUUUGAUGCUGUUAGCUCUUGUAUCAAUCUCUGUUACUGCGGAAUGUAAUCUUAUCCAUGGUGUGGCCCUUAAGGGUUUCAAGACCAAGGAAGUGCUGGUGCCUCACGACCACGAGGAGGCAGUGGAGGUUGUUAGUAACGUAGUGGACGCGCCAGUGGACGAGAUAUUGACGAGCGAGACUGAUGUUGUUACAAGAGACACCACUGGCACAACUUUAGAUAAGAAAUGUGCUGCUGUGGGAGAAUUCUGCAUGUAUCACAGUGAAUGCUGCACGAAUGCUUGUUUGGGCUACUUGAAAAGAUGCGUUACCUAAGUUGGAUCAUUUGACGAAUAAAUGAAACGACUAAACGUCUUCUUCACGUACGAGCCUGCCUGUUUACUCUAUGCAUUACUGGUUUACAAAAUUACAACAGCUAUUGGAUAUUAUUUGUUUUAAAUGUAAUUGUAUAACUCCUAUUUUACCUCACAAUGUAAACUUUUAGUGGUAAUACUGGUCAUAACUGUAAUGAGUAGAUAAAAAUUAUUGUUUCUUUUA
Aricia agestis (brown argus) is the source of this 688-nucleotide messenger RNA. RefSeq lists its product as uncharacterized. NCBI's taxonomy places the organism in Eukaryota, Metazoa, Arthropoda, Insecta, Lepidoptera, Lycaenidae. The coding region runs from base 140 to 466 and encodes 108 amino acids. The transcript is spliced from 2 exons. The record is from RefSeq and is a predicted model, not a curated record.